This is a messenger RNA of Cetraspora pellucida, 936 nucleotides long. NCBI's taxonomy places the organism in Eukaryota, Fungi, Glomeromycota, Glomeromycetes, Diversisporales, Gigasporaceae. The record is from the annotation of a GenBank genome assembly.
AUGGCUACUAAAACAGCUUCUCCAAAGACCCGAAAACCUAAAGUUAAUAACUUUGUAUUGGUCUUAGAGCAGUUUCUAGAAAAGCAUAAUCUAAUGGCUGAUUCUACCUCAGAACAAUUAAACAAACAUGCUUCCAAACUUGAUGUAUUACUUUCUGAUUGGAUGGCUCGCAGGUGUGUUAAAGUCACUCUUGCCAGAGGUACUGAUAACAGACACUCAUUUAGUGAAGAGCGGAUAGAGGCUCUCUUACCAGAUAAGAGAAAAGAAAAAUACACCAUAGAGGAAAGGGCAAAAUAUUGUACUAAAAUCAGCGAUGCUAUAGACAUUUUCGCCUAUCAUUUAGAUUUAGGCCUAAAAAAUAAUAAUGAAAAUAAAAUAGUCACCAGUGGUUCAUGCCAGUCGCAAUUUCGUGUAAAAUUAGCAGAAGGCGAGGAUUCAGAAUAUGGAUGUUCUAAAAUUCCAUCUAAAGAAGAUCUCACGGAUGUAAUUGUGAUAUUGAGUAUGAGACUUGCAGAACAUGAUACAAAGAUGGCUAUUCUUGGUAUUGCACAAAAGAGCCCAGAAUGUGCCAGAGAAUUACUCAUCUGGAUCCAAAAUGCAAUCAAGACAAAAAAGUUGCGUGAUCCUGUCUUUACAGAAAAUGAAAUACGUAAUGUCUGGCCAUUUAACGAAUUCUUAAAACAAGAAUCUUAUAGAACUACACCUAAAAAAUUAAGAGAUUAUGGAAGUAAACACGCUUCCAGAAUCCAUAGUGGUAAGAAACCAACACCUCAACAUCUUAAACUGCUUUCGAGAAUCGCAAUGAGGCAAGAAUCAGACCACCUUGAUGCAGGUGAUAAUUAUGCUAUAGGCAAUACCGAAUCAGAAGAGUCUAACUCCGAACCAGAGACAAGCGACAGUUCAAAACCUCAAAUACAGGCUUUUUCAUCAUUUUAA